Molecule: messenger RNA, 2379 nt
Organism: Drosophila hydei
Lineage: Eukaryota; Metazoa; Arthropoda; Insecta; Diptera; Drosophilidae
Gene: tfc
Product: C-type lectin 37Db
Exons: 5
Coding region: 703-1980 (425 amino acids)
Biological process (GO): biological process involved in interspecies interaction between organisms
Cellular component (GO): external side of plasma membrane
Molecular function (GO): carbohydrate binding
Source: RefSeq, a predicted model, not a curated record
AGUCUGUAAGUAAGCAAGCUGAGAGCUAACGCAACGUUCACGACAAACGGAGCAACGAUCGAGGCUCUGGACGGUUCGAGAGCUCAGCGCCGAAUGCGAACCACUUUUGAGUACGGCCAGCUCUAGAGUCGGCAGGCCAAACCUCUAAAGUGAGAGUCAAAACAAAACGCUCUCAACCGCAACCGCAACCGCUGCGGCUACAACAACACGGAAAGAAAGUAAAAACAAAAAGGCGGCAAGGCAAGAUCGCUCGGUUACCUAAUAGCGAAGUUGGAGGCGCAGAUUAAUGGCCAGACGCUCUCUAUUCCACAACGCCAUGAAAUAUAGGAGGAGAAAACAGAAGCUUUGAGACUAAAAAAAACACAAGCGUUAUCAACAACCCGAACCAAAAACAAAAGCUACAGACGAUCGUCGCCUCGAUCGAACCAUUGUGAACUCAUAUCCAUAAUUUGUAGAUCUGCGGAUCUAUGACAUCUAUGCAUUUGUAAUUUAGAAAGCGCCUGAGCAGCAUUAUAAUACGCAGAGAUCGCAGCUAGAUCGCGGCUUCAUUGCAGCCAUUCACCCUCGACACACGCUCAGUGGAGCACAGAGCCCAGAGCACAGCUUGUGCAGCCUGCAGCUUGAUAGCUUGCUUUCACCUCUCGGCCAGGUGUCAGUCGUGUCUACAUCGCCGUCGCGAACCUCACUUACACAAUCCGCGCGAUGAUAAUGCUACGCUUCACGCUCUUCACAGUGCUCUUAUCGCUGGCCAGUGUCGAUUCCGGUAAUAAUGCACAGCAAAAUGUGCCGUCGCCCCUCUCAGCACCUGUGCGAAAUGUGCCGCACAGCUUCUCAGCCGCCAACCGCAGUCACAGCCACAGCAACAGCAGCAGCAGCAGCAUCAGUCGAGGCAAUGUACCAAUUGCGAUUGUCCAGCAGCAACAGCAGCAGGAGAAGGAGGAGGCAUCAGCCACAAAUGGACGCGACAAGAGAGGUGCCACCGGCAGCAGCAGCAGCAACAGCCGCAGCAACAACAGAAAAGGCAGAAACCAAAACAUCAGCAGUGGCACCGACGCCAAUCACUUUCAGCUGGAUCAGAGCGAGUUGGCACGCCAGAACCAGAUAACGCAACAGAUCUUUGCCAACUUUCUGGAGCGUCGACUGUUUCCCAAUCGCAGCGUUAGCCAGAAAAUACCCACCAUAGCGGAUAUACUGCCCAAGCCGAAGACGUCCCCGGGUCCUCGUCCACGCGGCUUCGCGGUUAACAGCGACAGCUACAAGAGCGGCGGAGGAGCUCAACGCAAUCGUCUUGCAGCUGUGGCAGCCAGCAAGCGGUUGGCGAGUUCAAGUAGCCAGCAGAUGAACUACGAAGAUGAGGAGGAGGAUCUGACGGACCAGCAGUCACAGGCGAAUAGCAAUCCGCAGGACGAAUACGAUGAUGUGCAGGAGUCACUGCAGAGCGUGGAAUCGGAGCAGCACGAUCAAUAUUAUAGCAAUAUAUUUCAUCGUGAUCCCAGCGAGAAUGAAGUUGAUAGCGACUGCCCCAACUGCGUGGACGAGUCGCAGUACACGCCAAACAAAUGGACGAUGCCGUUGCUGAAGCUGGGCGAGAAGCGCUACUACCUGGGCAUCUUCUUCAAGGCAAAUUGGUUCAAAGCCACGCAAUAUUGUCGCUACCAUGGCAUGCACUUGGCUAGCAUUUCAUCACAGGAAGAGAACGAUAGACUGGAGAAACACAUACGCGACUUUGGUUUGGGUCACGAGCAUUUCUGGAUAUCUGGCACAGAUCUGGCCGACGAGGGCAACUACUUUUGGAUGGCCACGGGCCGGCCCAUCACGUUCACCAACUGGAAUGCCGGCGAACCAAACAAUUUCCGCUACGAGAACGGCGAGGAGGAGAAUUGCCUUGAGCUGUGGAAUCGCGACGGCAAAGGUCUGAAAUGGAACGAUUCGCCCUGCAGCUUCGAGACCUACUUUGUCUGCGAGGUGCAGCCCGUCUGAUGGAGCGACUACAUUUCCCAUACACAUCUGCAUAAACAUAUAUGAAGCAUGCUUAUAUACGUAUACAUAAAUAUAUUCGUAUAUAUAGGAUAUCAAGCAUACGACAUGCGGCACACAAAGCACAUCAUUUAGUUGGCAAAAAAAAAUAAAUUAAACAAAGUUAGUUAUUAUGUUGCGUAGUGUACACUAGUUGUUAAGUAUGUGACGGCAUCUGAGCUUUGCUGUGCUAUGCUGUGCUGUGUAUGUAUUAAUCUAACUCUUGUACGAAUCCAAAAUUUCAACAUAAUUUAACAACAAUUCGGUGACGUUCAAGUUGUUGCUGAUGCUUAGCUAGUAAACAAAUUUAAAUUAUACGUUCGUGUAAAUUGUAGGAAUGUAAAAUAAAUAAAAUAUAAAAAA